Ostrea edulis (European flat oyster) is the source of this 3537-nucleotide messenger RNA. RefSeq lists its product as uncharacterized. Gene Ontology annotation, cellular component: membrane. Lineage: Eukaryota; Metazoa; Mollusca; Bivalvia; Ostreida; Ostreidae. Gene Ontology annotation, molecular function: wide pore channel activity. The record is from RefSeq and is a predicted model, not a curated record. The coding region runs from base 156 to 3140 and encodes 994 amino acids. The transcript has 23 exons.
GUAAAGAAAUGUUGGGGCAUCAAUCGAUUCAAAAUAUAUCAUAAAAAACGGGAGUGAAAGAUUUCAUUACUUUGGGUGUCGUAUUUAACACUUUACGUUAACGACACAUUGGAUAUACGGAUUGCGAGAAUGAUGCAGUGAGACAGCCGGAGAAGAUGAUUUUACCCCUAUGGCUGAUAGCUCUCGUCAGCUAUGGUCAGUCAGAUGCCAGUAACCCUCUCAUAUUUGGAGGGGCACAAGGAGACUGUAAACCCAUCUGUCCAUGUUUGAUGGAUGGUAUCAACUAUGACCAUGGAGAACAAUGGAAGAAAAAAGGAUACCCCUGUACCACUUAUGAAUGCUUCAACGGAUUUUACAAAGCUAUCAAAGAAGGCUGUGAUUACAAAGGAACAUGUAAGAGCUCGGGAAUCACCUGGACGGAAAAUUGUUUUACAUAUAAAUGUGACACUUCAGAUGAUAUAUCCCACUACUCUUUAGUGGAAGGAGGUUGCUUAGACUCUUAUGGUAACUGCCGAGCUGUUGGAGAGAGGUUUUCUCAGAACUGUAAUACGGUUGAGUGUCAAGUAGUGAAUGGAUCCUGCUUCCAUUUGGUUACAAUAACAAAAGGGUGCAUCUUUGAGGGAGAUUGUCGGACUUUGAACUCAUUCUGGCAUGACGGCUGUUCGGUGUAUCAAUGCAUGCAGACUCCGGGGAGUGUGACGUACCAAAAACUUACUGACGAGGUAAUGUACUGGCCACAGGGACCUUAUGGCUUGCUGAUGCCGGAGAAUGGAUGUCCUGACGACAUUCCGUCAGCCUGGAGCAAUGGCAGCCGACUCCAUUAUAGCAAUGGACGCUCCAUGCCGUCGUUCUCCUUCCAUCUUUACGGCAAUUAUUCAAAGAUAACUUUCCAGCACUUCUUCUGCAUUCAUGAUCAUCCGGGUGACCCUUUCCUUUUGCCUCGAUAUCAAACCUACUGGGACGCGGGGAAAUAUUGCAUAUUCAGGGUGUCAGGGCAGUGUCCAAAUGGAUUUCAGGAUGGUUUUAUCGGAAUGGACGACCUAAAUGGUUUGGAAUUCAUGCAGACCAUGAAUGGAUCGGUCCCUGACGGGGUGUAUGAUAAAGACACAGGGUUUUUCUUCUGUUGUCGAUUCGAUGGUGACAUCGAUAAUCCAAUAGUUUUACCAAAGGAUGAACCAUUCGUUUUAUUUAAGGCCAAUGGUAGCACUGAUUGCCAAUCGGUGCGAGGCAUGGUUCACCAACUAGAGUUUUUCUUGUUUGAUGAUGAGAAUAUCAAUACCAAACUGUAUCAGAAUGGUUCUCUGCCGGAAGUCAAACGUGCAACAAACAACACUGUCAUCUAUUUCUGUUACUACACACCUAUAUCUUGUGGUUGUGAAGAUGAAAAUGGAAACAUGAUAAAGUUAGGUGAAAAGGUCCAAAAGAACUGUGUGUGGUACCGGUGUAAAAGAUUCCAAAAUAAUCUACGUUACCUGGAGGUUAUAAAGGGAGGUUGUUCGUUGAACGGGAGAUGUGUAUCAGAGAACAAAACGUGGACGGUUACGAAAGGAGAAAUGUGCAGUCAUUACAUGUGUAUCAGACAGAGGAGCGGACCCUUUCCAAAGUACUUCAUAAAAAAGCUACACGAAGGCUGUAUUGAUGGGGGCUCCUGUCGAGGGCUGGGAUUCAGUAAAAGACGUGGCUGCUACGAGUUACAAUGCAGAUUUCAUCCCCAGGUGCAAAGACCUUACUACAAACUCGUCCGUGCAGGUUGUAGUGACGGAAUGGGCGGAUGUUUGGCAAUCAACACGACAAAGGUCAUUAACUGUAUAUCGUACCGCUGUGAGAGGCAUUCCUCCAACUGCGGGCUAGACUUCUAUAAAGGAGGAUGCAAUGAUGGAGGAGAAUGUCAUGACGUAAAUACCACGUGGACAAGCAAAAGCUGUCACGUGAUGAACUGUAGAAUGACAGCCACCAAGUCGGGACCUGUGAGAAUAAAGACAACCAUAAAGAAAUAUGCCUGCAAAUUUUACGGAAAAUGUUAUAAAGAAGGACAAAUCGUGAAAGCCAGCUGUGUGACGAGACAAUGUAAAGUGAACAGGGAAAAGAACACAGUUACAAUGGAGGCCGUACACGCUGAUUGUAAGGUCAACGGAGAGUGCGUCCCUGUCAAUACAACGUACAGAGACGGAUGCUCUGUCAAGCGAUGCUAUUGGCGAAAGCAAGGGAACGUUUAUACCUCUGGGAGUGAUGUCGUCACGUUUGGCUGUAAAUGGAAAGACAGCUGUAUUAAUGAGAGCGAGAUACGACAACAUGAUUGUACUCAUUACAUCUGCCGGGUCUCUCAGAAAGGACGAUACAAACGCACAGAGUUGGCUGUCUACAGUCAAGAUUGCAAGGACAAACAAGGAAAAUGUAUUUCCGUCGGAAGUCAGAGUGAUGGACAAAACUGCAAAAAAGUUAAAUGUGUGUCUAGGAAUGGUUUAUCGAUGCUGGAAAACAUAGCAACGGGAUGUUUAGACAAGAAAGAAUGCAGAGAGGACGGGGGGAACUGGACACAUCCCGGAAAUUGUGUCACCUACGGUUGUCGCAUAAAAAGUCAAAAUGGUGGGCUUUAUCCUCAAGUACAAAUUGUAAACGUUGGAUGUCAGAUGGGUGGUGUUUGCUAUAGUGCUGGAGAGACAUGGGACUCGGGGUGUUUGGAAAGAAAGUGUGUUGUCAAGAGAUCAACGAAAGGUUUCUCCCGCUCAAUAACGGCAAAACUAAGAGGGUGUACUGUCAAUGGGAAGUGCCUGGAGAUUGGAUUCCAAGAGAUGAGAGACAAAUGUUUGAACUACGCUUGUAUGCUGGAUAAAGUAUCGAAACGACCCGUGUACAAACUACUUAAAGGAGCAUGCAGAGAUUUAGACGGAAACUGUCGCGAUGUUGGUGAAGAGUGGAACCACCUCUACAAACCUAACAAAGUCUGCCUCCGUCUAAAGUGUGCGUACUCGGGCGGAGUUUAUCGAAUUUCUACACUCAAAAUACUGUGUAAAGAUAAAAAUGACAACUGUAGACAGCAAGGAGAACGUGGAUUUCCGGGAAUGAUCGGAGGGCGGACCUACAAGAACUGUCAGUGUAAAGCCUAUGGUCGCCAGUCAAGACUAUCAUGCUCUCCUUAGGAUUAUGUCAAUUUCAACAACGGGCCAAUCUACAUUAUCUAUAUUUUUUAAAAUUAACACGAGAAAUUAAUAAUCCCUAGGAAAUUACUUUCUCGUCUAUCACAAACUGCAAAACUGUAUUUUGAGGAGGAAUAUUAUAUCUCUAAUUCCUUUUUCUCCCCGAAAAGCUACAGUUUUUCAGCUUGUCUGUUACAAAUGCAAAGCUUGAGGGAGAAAUAUAUUUUUUUGAAAAUGACAGUUAUAUUCAUAUAUCGACGUCAUUACGAUUGUACUGCAAUUUCAUAUGCAUGUACUUGCAGUACACCGUUGAAUACAUAUAUUGUCAGAAAUUGGUUUCAAAAGUUUAUUCUAUGUGAAUUAUUUGUUGAAUUGUUAUAAAUCGAGAUACAAUAAGAUA